Suricata suricatta (meerkat) is the source of this 2432-nucleotide messenger RNA. It is a transcript of the gene BRD9, whose product is annotated as bromodomain containing 9. NCBI's taxonomy places the organism in Eukaryota, Metazoa, Chordata, Mammalia, Carnivora, Herpestidae. Gene Ontology annotation, cellular component: nucleus. Gene Ontology annotation, biological process: regulation of transcription by RNA polymerase II. The transcript is spliced from 16 exons. The record is from RefSeq and is a predicted model, not a curated record. Bases 50 to 1843 code for a protein of 597 amino acids.
GCCGCGCUAGGGUGCAGCCCUCAGCCCCGCGCCCCGACCCCGCGCCGCCAUGGGCAAGAAGCACAAGAAGCACAAGACCGAGUGGCGCUCGUCCUACGAGGAUUACACGGACAAGCCCUUGGAGAAGCCCCUGAAGCUGGUCCUCAAGGUUGGAGGAAGUGAAGUGACGGAGCUGUCGGGGUCUGGGCACGACUCCAGUUAUUAUGAUGACAGGUCAGACCACGAGCGAGAGCGUCAUAAAGAAAAGAAGAAGAAGAAGAAGAAGAAAUCCGAGAAGGAGAAGCACCUUGACGACGAAGAAAGGAGGAAGAGAAAGGAGGAGAAGAAGCGGAAGCGGGAAAAGGAGCAUGGUGACUCGGAGGGGGAGGCCGACGACUUCGAUCCCGGCAAGAAGGUGGAGGUGGAGCCGCCCCCCGACAGGCCGGUGCGAGCGUGCAGGACGCAGCCAGCUGAGAACGAGAGUACGCCUAUUCAGCAAUUAUUGGAGCAUUUUCUCCGCCAGCUCCAGAGAAAAGAUCCUCAUGGAUUUUUUGCUUUUCCCGUCACGGAUGCGAUUGCUCCCGGGUACUCGAUGAUCAUCAAACAUCCCAUGGACUUCGGUACGAUGAAAGACAAGAUCGUGGCCAACGAGUACAAGUCGGUCACAGAAUUUAAGGCAGAUUUCAAACUGAUGUGUGACAACGCGAUGACCUACAACAGGCCGGACACCGUGUACUACAAGUUAGCCAAGAAGAUCCUCCACGCAGGCUUUAAGAUGAUGAGCAAACAGGCAGCUCUCUUGGGCAACGCAGAUACAGCUGUUGAGGAGCCUGUUCCCGAAGUGGCCCCUGUGCAAGUAGAAACUGCCAAGAGAUCCAAAAGGCCGAGUAGAGAAGUCAUCAGCUGCACGUUUGAGCCAGAAGGAAACGCCUGCAGCCUGACCGACAGCACGGCGGAGGAGCACGUGCUGGCCUUGGUGGAGCACGCAGCCGACGAGGCCCGGGACAGGAUCAACCGGCUCCUCCCAGGGGGCAAGAUGGGCUACCUGAAGAAGAGCAGCGACGGCAGCCUGCUCUACAGCGUGGUCAACGCAGCCGAGCCGGACGCCGACGAGGAGGAGACCCACCCAGUGGACUUGAGCUCACUGUCCAGCAAGCUGCUUCCCGGCUUUACCACACUGGGCUUCAAAGACGAGAGGAGGGGCAAAGUCACGUUCCUCUCCAGCGCCACCACUGCGCUUUCCAUGCACAAUUCCGUGUUCGGCGACUUGAAGUCGGAUGAGUCGGAGCUGCUGUAUUCUGCCUACGGGGACGAGACGGGCGUGCAGUGUGCGCUGAGCCUGCAGGAGUUCGUGAAGGACGCCGGCAGCUACAGCAGGAAGAUGGUGGACGAGCUCCUGGACCAGCUGACCGGCGGCGACCACUCGCGGAUGCUCCUCCAGCUGAGGCAGAGGAGAACGGUCCCCGUGAAGCCUCCAGACGACGCAAAGGCUGGGGACUCGCUGGGUGACGGCAGCUCCGUUCUGGACUUCAUGUCGACAAAGUCUUACUCGGACACCUCCCUGGACAUCUCUAUGCUCAGCUCUCUAGGGAAAGUGAAGAAGGAGCUUGACGUGGACGACGGGCACCUGAACCUGGACGAGACGGCGAAGCUCCUGCAGGACCUGCACGAGGCCCAGGCGGAGCGCGGGGGCUCCCGGCCAUCCUCCAACCUCAGCUCCCUGUCCAACACCUCCCCCUCCGACAGGGACCAGCACCACCUGGGCAGCCCUUCUCGCCUCAGCGUCGGGGAGCAGCCAGAGGUGGCCCACGACCCGUACGAGUUUCUUCAGUCUCCAGAACCUGCAGCCUCUGUGAAGAGCUAGCCUCGUAGACAGACGUUAGUGUUUCUUAUAUUUUUAUUUCCACAUACAGAGUUUCUGUCGUGAGACAAAGACUCGUCUUGUCCUUUCAGGCGUGCAGGCAGCAGCCCCAGGGAGGUGGGGAGGCGUCUCUGGCACCAUGUCAGCCACACGCGGGCCCCGUGAAUCCUGGACAGUGACAGUCUGGGCCAGGUGUGUGACCAGGUAGGGUCGAGCCGCUGCGCUUGGUCCCUGAGCGUCGAGGGGUCUGUAAAGCUCCUCUCUGUGGCCGGCCUGGACACACCGUCCUGCCCCAGCGUCCUCUGCCACCGCCCCCAGAGACAAGAGAUGCCCGCGUUGGGGUCCUGCGUGUGGUUUGCCCUGCCUGCCCCCCAUGUCCCCGUAUUUCUGAAGCGGGUCACGGUGGGGCCUGGGGCAGGCUCUGUGCCGAGCGAGGCCUGCCUUCUGCCGGAGGACGCCGCCCAUGGCCAUGGUGAUGUGCCGUGUCCUAGACUUUUAAUCUGGAUGUGUUUACUGAAUGCCUGUUUACAUUUGCCAAACACAGAGAUCCCAAUAAAAUACACAGAACAAUUGCACAUCAUUGUUUACAGUA